UGUCAAAAGUCUAGGGCAAAGUUCACAUAUUCAUAUUAUAAGAUUAGAGGACCAUUGUCACUGCGUAAUCUGUCUCUGUAUUUUGCACAGGUCAGUUGAUGUUUCAUCAACAAUUCUUCAUGGUCACGCAUCCCGUAACUUCACAGUUUCAUCUGCCGUGUUAGUUCGGUCGCACGUCAGCUAUGAGGUCAAGGAUGAUGUGGCGGUUAUUCGGAUCAACAACCCUGAUUCGAAGGUCAACACCCUGUCGAUUCCGAUGCAAAGGGAAAUGGCUGAGGUGAUGAACGAGGUCUGGGCAAACGGCGCAGUCAAGAGCGUCGUGCUCAUCUCCUCCAAGCCCGGCUGCUUCAUCGCAGGGGCAGACAUCAAUAUGAUCCAGGCGUGUAGAAGUGCAGAAGAAGUGACUGCCCUCUCCCAGGAGGGCCAGAAAAUGUUUGAGAAGAUCGAAAAGUCUCCCAUACCCAUUGUGGCAGCUAUUAAUGGCUCUUGCUUGGGAGGAGGCCUCGAGUUUGCCCUUGCCUGCCAGUACAGAGUGGCAACCAAAAGCAGGAAGACAGUCCUGGGCACCCCAGAAGUCAUGUUGGGACUGCUGCCUGGGGCUGGCGGGACACAGAGACUCCCCAAAAUGGUUGGCCUGCCUUCUGCAUUUGACGUGAUGUUAACGGGGAGAAACAUCCGUGCAGAUAAAGCCAAGAAGAUGGGACUGGUCCACCAGCUAGUGGACCCACUGGGUCCUGGACUAAAGGAUUCGGAUGUAAGGACAGUUGAGUACCUGGAAGAGGUGGCUGUGGGCUUUGCGAAAGGAAUCGUCAACAAGAGCAUCCCACUCACAAAACGAAAGGGAAUCAUGCAGAAGCUACAGGACUACGCCAUGGGGAUCCCCUUCGUACGACAGCAGAUCUAUAAGACUGUCACCAAGAGGGUCAUGAAUCAGACAAAGGGGCUCUAUCCCGCCCCCCUGAAGAUCAUUGAAUGUGUGAAGGCAGGUCUGGAGAAGGGUUCAGAGGCAGGUUACCUGGAGGAAUCUCAGAACUUUGGUAAACUAGCCAUGACACCUGAAUCCAAAGCCCUUGUCGGACUCUACCAAGGUCAAGUAGCAUGCAAGAAGAACCGCUUUGGUACUCCGGAAAGGGAAGUGAAGAACCUGGCCAUCCUAGGAGCAGGUCUGAUGGGAGCAGGCAUCGCCCAGGUGACUGUAGACAAAGGUGUUAACGUCAUCCUGAAGGACACCGCAACAGAGGGUCUAAGCAGAGGACAGGACCAGGUUUACAAAGGAUUUAAUGCAAAAGUUAAGAAGAAAAGCAUCACCUCAUUUGAGAGGGACACUACUAUGUCCUGCCUGACUGGACAGUUGGAUUACAGUGGCUUUGAGAGGGUGGACAUGGUGAUCGAAGCUGUUUUUGAGGACCUCAGCAUAAAGCACAAAGUUUUAAAGGAAGUGGAGGCAGUCACUCCCCCUCACUGUAUUUUUGCCACCAACACCUCUGGUCUUCCCAUCAAAGACAUUGCUGCUGCCAGCAAGAGGCCAGAGAACGUCAUUGGAAUGCACUACUUCUCACCUGUGGACAAAAUGCAGCUGCUGGAGAUCAUUACCACAGAUAAGACCUCUAAAGAUACCACUGCCUCUGCCGUGGCCCUUGGCCUGAAGCAGGGCAAGAUCAUCAUUGUGGUCAAGGAUGGCCCUGGGUUCUACACUACCAGGUGUCUGAGUCCCAUGUUGGCGGAACUACUCCGACUUCUGCAGGAGGGUGUAGAGCCCAAAAAACUGGACUUGCUUACCACCAGCUUCGGCUUACCAGUUGGAGCAGUAAUCCUGGCAGACGAGGUGGGCAUCGACGUGGCAGCGCACGUGGGCAAGACCAUGACCAAAGCCUUCGGAUCGCGGCUAGAUGGUGGCAAUAUUGAAGUGGUGACGACCAUGGUAGAAAAAGGAUUUACCGGCCGCAAAGCGGGUAAAGGAUUUUACAUCUAUGAAAAGGGAUCGAAAAGUAGAAAUAUCAAUCCCGCUGCUGAGGAGAUUCUGAAAAAGUUUAAGUUGUCGGCACCUCCUUCAGUGUCCUCGGACUCUGAUGUGCAGUACCGGCUGGUGUCCAGGUUUGUGAACGAAGCGUUGUUGUGCCUUCAGGAAGGCAUUCUGAGCAACCCGAUGGAAGGAGACAUCGGUGCUGUAUUCGGAUUGGGAUUUCCCCCUUUCCUUGGAGGUCCUUUCCGAUUUGUGGACGCCUUCGGAGCGGACAAAUUGGUGCAGAAGAUGAAGAAGUAUGAGGAGGUCUAUGGCAAUCAGUUCACAGCGUGUCAGUUGCUACAGGACCAUGCCAAAGACAGUAGCAAGAAGUUCUACAAGUAACUCCUGCUGACAUGUGACAUGUGUAGGGACACUACACCAUAUGUGAAGUUUUCCUUGUGUAUGUAAAGCACCUUGAAGUCACUGGAGCGCUACAAGUGUGACAUGGGCAGCCUGUCUCCAUGUAAUCUAGUGCCUGAAUGUACCAAAGCCUUCUAGAAACAACUUGUCCAGUUUCCUUAGAAUUAACAUAUAAAAAAAAAAAAAAAGUGCCUUUAGAAGUUGUUUGCGGUUCACUAAAGAUUGGGAAUGUACUUUCCACGUGCCAGUACUCAUUCCUGCGUGUUUGAGUCACAACUUAAAGUGCAGAGCAUGAAAAUACAUAACACAGAUAAAUGUAUGCUGUGACUGGCAAAGUAUAUUGUCCUAUGGCAGCGUUCUGUGUUUCCUUUAAAACAAGAAAAUAAAAGAUCAUUUUACAGUA
This is a messenger RNA of Scleropages formosus (Asian bonytongue), 2768 nucleotides long. It is a transcript of the gene hadhaa, whose product is annotated as hydroxyacyl-CoA dehydrogenase trifunctional multienzyme complex subunit alpha a. Gene Ontology annotation, molecular function: long-chain (3S)-3-hydroxyacyl-CoA dehydrogenase (NAD+) activity; enoyl-CoA hydratase activity; NAD+ binding. The transcript has 20 exons. Gene Ontology annotation, biological process: fatty acid beta-oxidation. NCBI's taxonomy places the organism in Eukaryota, Metazoa, Chordata, Actinopteri, Osteoglossiformes, Osteoglossidae. The record is from RefSeq and is a predicted model, not a curated record. Gene Ontology annotation, cellular component: mitochondrion; mitochondrial fatty acid beta-oxidation multienzyme complex. Bases 257 to 2347 code for a protein of 696 amino acids.